AUGGCUAGCAGCAGUAGUAACACGCACCUCAUCAUCGCGGCGCUCGAGAGCAAAAUAGUCCCGGUCCCGGACUUCGACUUACCCGCGCCGUAUACCUACGAACUCCGGCGGCACCUUCUCACACCCCCGGAAACCAUCGCAGAGCGCAUCAAAGACGCAGACAUAGUAAUAAUGAGCGUCGUCCCACUGCGCGGCAAAUUCCUAGAUCCCGCCGUCUCACCCCGCUUAAAACUCAUCGUCGUUGUGGCGGUGGGAACCGAUACAAUUGAUCUAGAAGCAUGCAAGAAGCGCGGCAUCGCGGUCGCGAAUUCACCGCUGUGUAAUUCGGUUGCUGUGGCUGAACAUGCGAUUGCGCUUUACUUUGCUGUGAGACGGUCGGUGGUGUUUUCGCAGAAGAAGUUGAGGAGCGCGGCGGAGUUUACGACGAAUGAUACGCUGCUUAAGGCUAUGAAGGGCCCUGAUGGAAACGCGCCGCGGACGUGCCGGCAUGAGACGGUGGGGAUUGUUGGGUAUGGCGGUGUUGGGAGGAUAGUGGAGUCACUGGCUAAGGCCCUGGGUAUGAAGGUCUUGGUCUCCGGCCGGAAAGGUGCGUCGGCUACAGCCGAGGGGCGGACUUCGUUUGAGACGUUGAUACGUGAGAGCUCUGUUAUCGUGUUGUGUCUGCCCCGGAGUCCGGAGACGAUGGAUCUCAUCUCGAAAGCUGAGUUGGAGGCAAUGAAGCCCUAUGCGGUGAUAGUCAAUGUCUCGCGAGGAGGCAUUGUGAAUGAGAAAGCCUUAGUUGCGGCGCUGAAGACAAGAAAGAUUGGGGGUUAUGCUACGGAUGUGUACGAGCAAGAACCACCGAGCUUGGAAACUAGUACGUUACUGGCGCCUGAUACGGCUGAUCUGAAUCUGGUUACGACGCCCCAUGUCGCCUGGUUUGCUGAAGAGACUUUUACAAAUUUCGCGGAUGCGAUAAAAGAAAAUGUUGUGGGGUGGGUGAGUACGGGUAGACCGAAGUAUCCCGUGAUAUGA
Molecule: messenger RNA, 1014 nt
Organism: Hypoxylon trugodes
Lineage: Eukaryota; Fungi; Ascomycota; Sordariomycetes; Xylariales; Hypoxylaceae
Product: D-isomer specific 2-hydroxyacid dehydrogenase
Exons: 1
Coding region: 1-1014 (337 amino acids)
Molecular function (GO): NAD binding; oxidoreductase activity, acting on the CH-OH group of donors, NAD or NADP as acceptor
Source: RefSeq, a predicted model, not a curated record